CUUCUGAGGACCUGGCCGCCUUACCCUUCGCCACCCACAGGAACAGAUGUUCCUGGCAGGACCUCUCCUCAAAGCCCCCUUCACUUUCCUGCCCUGUCUUUCCGAGCCUCCCGGGCUCCAUAAUGUAAUCUGCUCAACAUGGAGACCUUCUUCUGCCGCCCCUCUGUUAAUAAAAUACCAUAUAGCGAAUUUUGCUUUGUUGUAAAACCACAGCAAGUGAAUAGACAUUUCCUUUCACCCACACAUGUGACGAAAACGGGAAACGACAUUGGGGUUCCGGCCACAGCUUCAGCUGAAGAACUUGGAACGGCCAGCUUGGGACCCAGGACCCUAACAGUACUGGUAGGGUGGGGACACCUUUGUGCUGGAAACCUUAGCACCUCCAUCUGAGACUUCUUCAAGGGGGAGAGAUCUGGUUGUGAUACGUGGGAGGAGUCCUAGCCCCGAGGAGAUAGGAUUCAAAGUGUGGCAGAGGCGCUGUGUUUGGAAGUCCCGGUAUCACGGCCCCCCAGAUGGGGCCUGGACUACCCGUCUUGACGGCCUUGCUGCUUCUGGCCCUGGCGCCACCGCCGGAAGCCUCCCAGUACUGCGGCCGCCUUGAAUACUGGAACCCAGACAACAAGUGCUGCAGCGUCUGCCUGCAGCGCUUCGGGCCGCCCCCCUGCCCAGACUACGAGUUCGAGGAAAACUGCGGGCUCAAUGACCAUGGCGAUAUCGUAAAGCAAGCGUUCCGAAGGUGUCCUCCUGGGUGGUGCAACCCCGACGGCGCCGAGCUAUGUAGCCCCUGCGGCGGCGGAGCCACGAUCCCCACUCCUGCCGCGGGCAGGGGCAGAACCCCGUGGCGCUGCAGAGAGAGGCCGGUCCCUGCCAAGGGGCACUGCACCCGCACACCAGGAAACCCAGGUGCCACUACCUCCCAGGAGCGCACCUCACCAGCAAGUUCCAUUGCUUCGAGGACCCCUGAACCUGUCCCUGGGCAGACGUUGCCGAGUUUCAUCCCGCUCUUGGUUCUGGUCCUGCUCCUGACUUUGGUGGUGACAGCGAUCCUCCUGUUUGCUCUGCUCUGGCACUUCUGCUGGCCCAAGGGGAAAGUGGACCCCUAUCCCUAUCCUGGCUUGGUCUGCGAAGUCCCCAAUACCCACACCCCCUCGAAUUUGUGCUCCCCAGGCGCCCUGGAGACAGGGGACACAUGGAAGGAGGUUUCUCUACUUCCACUCCUGAGCAGGGAACUGCCCAGUCUGGCAUCACAGCCCCUGUCUCGCCUCCUGGAUGAGCUGGAGGUGCUGGAAGAGCUGAUUGUACUGCUGGACCCUGAGCCUGGCCCAGGUGGGGGCAUGGCCCAUGGCACUACUCGACACCUGGCCGCAAGAUAUGGGCUGCCUGCUGCCUGGUCCACCUUUGCCUACUCGCUGAGGCCGAGUCGCUCGCCACUGCGGGCUCUGAUUGAGAUGGUGGUGGCAAGGGAGCCCUCUGCCUCUCUGGGCCAGCUUAGCACACACCUGGCCCACCUAGGCAGGGCAGAUGCAUUAGGGGUGCUAUCCAAGCUUGGCUGAUCUGGGGUUCACUGGGCUUAACACUCCAUCUUGCUGACUACUAGUCCCAGCAUACAAUUAGCACUGAAGUACUUCCUGAAGUACAAUCCUAACUGGGCAAAGACUCAACAGAUACCCUCACUGCCCUUUGCCAUAGAAGGAAGGGCCCAUUCCAACAUACACACAGGGCCACAUGUGGGAGGGCUGACUCCAGGUGCUCCUGGGCCACCAGAAUCCCCUCUGAGAAACAGCCCUGCUACAG
Messenger RNA from Sapajus apella (tufted capuchin), 1794 nucleotides. RefSeq names its product IGF like family receptor 1 (gene IGFLR1). The transcript is spliced from 5 exons. The record is from RefSeq and is a predicted model, not a curated record. NCBI's taxonomy places the organism in Eukaryota, Metazoa, Chordata, Mammalia, Primates, Cebidae. The coding region runs from base 513 to 1553 and encodes 346 amino acids.